Messenger RNA from Branchiostoma floridae (Florida lancelet), 2147 nucleotides. Its product is annotated as nicolin-1-like. NCBI's taxonomy places the organism in Eukaryota, Metazoa, Chordata, Leptocardii, Amphioxiformes, Branchiostomatidae. The record is from RefSeq and is a predicted model, not a curated record. The transcript is spliced from 8 exons. Bases 264 to 962 code for a protein of 232 amino acids. Gene Ontology annotation, cellular component: nucleoplasm.
CUCCAGGGGUUUGGGUGCACAAACCCCAUCCAUCCAGCAUCCCUCCUCACUACUCUAGUUCCCGCCCUCCUCCACUUGGUCCCACUGGGUUUGCAAAUUCUCCUGACUGACGGGCCAAUGAGUUAGCCCUGACGUAUGUAACCGUCCAGAAACCCUUUCAGCUCCCUCCAACGGUUAACGAUCAUCAAUACGCACUUGUCCCUGCGUGGAAAAACUGCUUAAUGUCGUUGUAAAUAGCUGCUCACCGUGGGGAGUCUGCCGAGAUGACUGGUAAACCGCUGGUGUGCAGCAUCCGUAAUCCCCAUCCCAUCACCAUCGGCGACCCGCGAGCAGAGUUCUCCAGCGGAUGUGCCGUGGUCGACGUGACUUUCCCCAGCACCAAAAGUGUCGAUAUAGGUGAAAUCACCUUUAAGAACAACUACACAGCCCUCCUGUCUAUCAAACUCAAGGUCAGGGAAGAAAAUGAAAAAGAAGAGGAGGAGCCAGCUGAAAGUGACGGUGAGACCACCCUGACAUGGGUGACAGGGCUGAAGAACGUACAGCUGAUGCCAGACCCACACUGCGAGGAUCGCGCUCAGAGCUACUACCGCAUCAAGAGAGAACAGCUGCUGACACCUCCUGACAAUGUGCUGUCUGUCAGGCUGGUCCUGCAGCAGCCCUCGCCUGUCUGGCUGUCCUUUGGGCUGGACGACAUCAAGUUCUACUCACCAAAGGACGAGACCUCGGAGCUGAUGCUGUCAGAGCUGGUGAACGGAGACAUGCCAGCUGACGAUGAGGCCAUGAACGACAUCAGGAAGAGGGUCAAGGAAAACAAGGACAUCCCACCUGUAGAGGAGAUCUCCACAUCGCUGCAGCAGAUGUGGGCCCUGUCAGAAACCGCCAGGAUCAACCAGACAGAGGCCUCCCUCGGCAGGUUUGAUGUUGAUGGGAGUUAUGACAUCAACUUACUAUCUUACACCUGACUACUGCCAGUACUGGGGAUGGAAAGAGUCAUGCUACUGGUUACCAUAGUGACUGUACUCUGGUGUACACUGUUCUCAUCUCACACCAUUCAAGAAAUAGUCUAUGUAUUACUAAGCUGCUUCACAGUUUGAACUGCUCCUGCUCAAGGUCAAAGGGCAGUUCACAUGUUUGGUUUAUGUCUCAAGGUUCUUCAACUUUGACUUUAAUAUUACCCUUUGUAUUUCAUGCACAAUCCAAACUGUGAAACAGCUUGAUGCUGCAGCCAGUUUUCACACAAAUAUUGUUUGGGUCCAACAUGUUUUGUUAUGUUUGAUAUUGUAAAAUAUAUUGCACUAUUUUUGCAUUAAUGUGUGGAAGAUGUACAUAUUUGAGUACCACAUAAUAUGAAGAGAUCAUGGAGUAUAUAUAGUGUAUAUAUAGAAUGUGUUUGUGUGUGUUGUGUAGGAAAUUAUCACUCAUUCCGUUACAAUGGCUCUAUGCCAGGUAAAUUUUAUACAGGAUGACAUCUGUGAAAAUAUGUUGUUCCUUGAGUGUGCUUCUAGAUGUAUAAGAGGUAUGGUAGCCUUGCAGUGUAGUUGCACAGAUUCUAGGUGUCAGUAAGGAGCACAAGACCUAUCCUAACUGUCCAUCAACCAAUGAUAUUCAAUGGCAACUAGCACGUAUUUCAAUUUUUAUGUUUUUAUUUUGUAUUUCUAUGUUUUCACAGAUGUAGCCUGGAAUAUUCUAUUCACUGCACCAUGUAUUAGUUUCAGCUAGUACAAAAUGUAGUAGUGACCUUGUGGCCAUUCCUUAAAUUGUUGUGAGCAACCUGUUGCUUUUAUACUAUUUGCAUACCGUUAUGCAAGGUGAAAUGGAAUAUAAGCAUUGUAAAUACACAGAGAGUACAUGGUUGUACCUUUUAGUUGAAGCUACAUGAAGCAUUGUUUGAUAAUUUCAAUAAAAGAAGACACAGUAUUGUCUUGUGGGGUUGUGGUUAUGUUAGAAGUGACCGGAAUGAAUUAUUGCAAAUGCCAUGUAAUUUUCCCCUAUACACUAAUUGUCGUGCAAACAAAAACAGCACGAAAACAUGUGAUAAAACUUGGCUAACCUGACUUGUGAAGGGUAACAAUGUUGGGUUAUUGUACCCUUCAGUGAAUAACUGUACACACCUUUCUGCUUACUGCAAAUACAGUCUUUUCUCUGUA